AUGGCGAUAAGCUUGAUGCGAACUUGCUCAAAAGAAACUCACCAGAAGUUCAAAAACGAUGUUCUGAGUUGGCCUGAAGCUCAGAAACAGCAACUCUUAGAUCAAGGCGUUGAUCCUAUCUUUUACCGCUUCCAAAAACAUGCCAGAGUGCUCUAUUGUAAGGGCAGCGUUGAUGGAAUGACGGAAGGAGUAGACGCAAGCAUAUCGAAAGAGUUGCCACAGGACCUCUCUGGAGAAGAUGAAGUAGUUCUAGGCAGGGAUCUGCUCAGCCUGCCCGAUAUCAACAUUGACGGAGAAGAACAUUCCUUCUAUAAAGAAGAUCUUGAGUAUGAUUGGGCUAAUUUUGACACCCUUAUACGAGGAGGUUCACAGGAUUUCCACGCUCCAAAUGAAGCCGCAUGUGAUCAGGUGCAGGACGGCUCUGAAAAGUCUCGGCCUUCCCAUCUUCUCAGAGAACAGUCGCCUGACUCGUCCGAUUAUUAUCUAAAAAGACAGCCUCAUCAAUCAGUCGACUUGGACGGGAAUGCGAACCCCAGCUCAAGUCAUGAUCCUCGUACUUUGUCUCGUUCAAAUACCCCAUUGCUUAAUUUUGACGAUGUUGAUUUCUUCGACUCCUCACAAUGGGACCGCAGAAUCCCUCAGUCUACAUUGGUACAGGAUGGGGAAUUAACACAUCUCGGGAAGCACUCAUUCGAUAGCACCUCCCUUCCCUGGCCCAAAGACUAUUCACCUCAUCCAUUGGAUCAGGGCCCAUCCUCUAUGCUCAACCUCUCUUCGUAUUCCUAA
Messenger RNA from Bipolaris victoriae FI3, 786 nucleotides. RefSeq lists its product as hypothetical. The record is from RefSeq and is a predicted model, not a curated record. Bases 1 to 786 code for a protein of 261 amino acids. NCBI's taxonomy places the organism in Eukaryota, Fungi, Ascomycota, Dothideomycetes, Pleosporales, Pleosporaceae. The transcript has a single exon.